Messenger RNA from Paramecium tetraurelia, 1347 nucleotides. RefSeq lists its product as uncharacterized. Gene Ontology annotation, biological process: translational elongation. The transcript is spliced from 4 exons. Gene Ontology annotation, cellular component: cytoplasm; nucleus. The record is from RefSeq and is a predicted model, not a curated record. Lineage: Eukaryota; Ciliophora; Oligohymenophorea; Peniculida; Parameciidae. Gene Ontology annotation, molecular function: translation elongation factor activity.
AUGUCCAUAAAAUUACAUUCACCAUCUGGAUAAGGAAGAACACACAAAAUAUUGGUGGCAGCCAAAUUGGCUAAUCUCCAAUUGGAAUUUGUUGACACCUAAUUGAACGAGAAGAAUUUCUAAGUAUUCUAAAACAAGUUUCCAUUUGGAAAAGUGCCAGUCUUGGAAACACAAGAGGGCAAUCUUUUCGAAAGCAAUGCCAUCCUCAGAUACAUAGCAAGACACUCAUAAGGAUUAUAUGGAAAAACACCAUAUUAAUAGGGAUUAGUUGAUUAAUGGUUGGAUGUGACAACAAAUGAAUUGGAAACCGACGUUGUGUCAGCUGCUAUUUAAGUAUUGGGUCACAUCCCUGUGAUUCCUGCUGAAUACCAGUAAUCUUUCGCUUAAAUUAAUUACACAUUGUCUAUCGUAAAUACUCAAUUGGGCAAAUCGAAAUACAUCAGUGGAGACUCUUUGACCGUUGCAGAUAUUGCCUUGGCUUAAGUUGUCACAUUUGCAUUCACCCUCUUGGUUGGGGAAACAGAAAGAAACAAAUAUCAGCAUUUAUUAAUAUGGUUGAAUGAAAUUAACUCACUUCCAGAAUGGAGAGCAGAAUUCGGUAGACCAAGAUUCCCAAAGACUGCCUUUGUCGUGAAUGAAGUAGCUUAGGAGAAAGACAAAAAGGAAAAGAAAGAGAAAAAAUAGGAAUAACCAAAAUAAAAGGAACAAUAAGAAUAACCUAAAUAGAAGGAGUAACCUAAGUAGAAGGAGUAACCCAAAUAGUAACCAAAAUAAGAAGAAGAAGAUGAUGCACCUAAAAAGAAGGAAGCAAAUCCACUUGAUUUAUUACCACCUUCAACUUUCAACAUCGAUGAUUAUAAGAGAAUAUUCUUUGCAGAAAAAGAUGUUUAAAAAAACAUUGAAACUCUCUUUGCAACAAUCGAUUUGAAUGGAUGGUCUUUAUGGUUGGUCAGAUACAAUAAAUCAGAAAAUGAAGGAAAGCAAUUGAUUCUCACCAACAACUUAAUGAAAGGAUUCAUCAACUAAAGAUUAGAUCAAAAUUUCAGAAAGUAUGCCUUUGCCAUUCACGGAGUUUAUGGUGAUGAACCAAAUCUCUAAUUAAGAGGAGCUUGGCUUUGGAGAGGAACAGAAGUGCCAAAAGAAUGGAAAGAUCAUAUUGCUUAUGAUUAUCAUGAAUUCAUCAAAGUUGAUGUUAAUAAUGCUGCUUAAAAAUAAUUGUUUGUUGACUAUUGGGUUAAAUAAGAGGAAGACGUUUCUGAAGUUGAAGGAUUAAAAGCCAGAAGUUUAAUGUAUUUCAGAUGAAAUACAUAUUAAAAAUAACAAUAAUUCGGAUAUCAUUCGCUAUUA